CCUCCCGGGCUCCUGUCCCACCACCGCCGCCCGGCUCCGGGUCCCUGCCGCUUCCUCCGCGCCCGCCGAUGGCCGGGAAGACGCUGUCGUUCCUACCGCCGCUGCUGUUGGCCACGGCGGGCCUCACCGGCCUCCUGCUCCUCUGCGUCCCCACCCGCGACGUCCGGGAGCCGCCCGCCCUCAAGUAUGGCAUCGUGCUGGACGCUGGCUCUUCACACACAUCCAUGUUUAUCUACAAGUGGCCAACGGACAAGGAGAAUGACACAGGCAUUGUGGGCCAGCACAGCUCCUGCGACGUUCAGGGUGGGGGUAUCUCCAGCUAUGCAGAUGACCCUUCCAAGGCGGGACAGAGCCUGGUGGAGUGCCUGGAACAGGCAAUGCAGGAUGUGCCCACAGAGAGACAUGCUGGCACGCCCCUGUACCUGGGUGCCACGGCAGGCAUGCGCCUGUUGAACCUAACCCAUCCAGAGGCUGCAGCCAGUGUCCUGGCUGCAGUGACACAGACGUUGACCCAGUACCCCUUCGACUUUCGGGGGGCACGCAUCCUGUCGGGCCAGGAUGAGGGCGUGUUUGGCUGGGUGACUGCCAACUAUCUGCUGGAGAACUUCAUCAAGUAUGGCUGGGUGGGCCGGUGGUUCCGGCCAAGGAAGGGGACCCUGGGGGCCAUGGACCUGGGAGGGGCAUCCACCCAGAUCACCUUCGAGAUGACUAAGCCCGCUGAGGAUCCAGCCAACGAGGUCCACCUUCGGCUCUAUGGCCAGCACUACCGUGUCUACACCCACAGCUUCCUCUGCUACGGCCGAGACCAGGUCCUUCAGAGGCUGCUGGCUAGUGCCCUUCAGACCCAGCACUCCCACCCUUGCUGGCCACAGGGCUACUCCACCCAGGUGCUGCUAGGGAGUGUGUACCAGUCACCCUGUACUCAGGCACAGCGGCCCCGGGCCUUCAACAGCAGCACCAGGAUCACGGUGUCGGGUACCAGUGACCCUGCACGCUGCCGCAGCCUUGUCUCAGGGCUCUUCAACUCCUCCUCCUGCCCUUUCUCCCGAUGCUCCUUUGACGGGGUCUUCCAGCCCCCAGUGGCUGGAAACUUCAUCGCUUUCUCUGCCUUCUAUUACACUGUGGACUUUAUGAGGACCGUCAUGGGGCUGCCCACGGCCACUCUGAAGCAGCUGGAUGCAGCCGCAGUGACCACCUGCAACCAGACAUGGGCCGAGCUGCAGGCUCGGGCGCCACAGCAGAAGGCCCGCCUGGCCGACUACUGCGCCGGGGCCAUGUUCGUGCACCAGCUGCUGAGCCAAGGCUACGGCUUUGAUGAGCGCACUUUCAGUGGCGUGACCUUCCAGAAGAAGGCAGCGGACACGGCAGUGGGCUGGGCGCUGGGCUACAUGCUGAACCUCACCAACAUGAUCCCCGCCGACCCGCCGGGGCUGCGCAAGGGCACCGCCUUCAGCUCCUGGGUGGCCCUUCUGCUGCUCUUCGCCGCCUUGCUCCUGGCCGCGCUCGUCCUGCUGCUGCGCCGAGCGCGCUCUGCCAAGGCGCAGAACGUCAUCUAGGGGUGCGGGGGCUGCCCUGGACCCCAACCGCAGCACCUCCCUCCGCAGUUCCCCGCCCCAGCACCCCUGGGGGUCGCGCAACUCAGACUCUGCCACCCACACCCACAGAGGUCUUGUGUGGGGCAAAGGAGACCCGCACCCCCUUUCAACCCCCCGGUUCCCCCAGCCCCGGCAGCCAGGCUUCACCUUAACGCUUCUCCCUUUGAGGUGAGGGCCCCUCAGCCUGACUCAGAGCAGCGUCUCCAAGGAACAGGCCCUUUAUGGGUCAUCAGGGCCCUCGAGCGCCCUCCGUGGAGUCCGGGCCUGUCCUGGGGAGGGCCGGAGCCCACGGCAGGGAGCCAGCCCAGCGCCUUCGUGUAAACAUUUUGUAAUAAAAGGUUUUUCCUAGAGCA
This is a messenger RNA of Chinchilla lanigera (long-tailed chinchilla), 1948 nucleotides long. It is a transcript of the gene Entpd2, whose product is annotated as ectonucleoside triphosphate diphosphohydrolase 2. Gene Ontology annotation, cellular component: plasma membrane. The transcript is spliced from 9 exons. Gene Ontology annotation, molecular function: GDP phosphatase activity; UDP phosphatase activity. The coding region runs from base 69 to 1556 and encodes 495 amino acids. The record is from RefSeq and is a predicted model, not a curated record. Gene Ontology annotation, biological process: nucleoside diphosphate catabolic process. NCBI's taxonomy places the organism in Eukaryota, Metazoa, Chordata, Mammalia, Rodentia, Chinchillidae.